AUGGAAGCGCGGUUACGGAAGUUGCUGUCGCCCCGAAGACACAAAGCGCAGCGGCGAAAUGAUGCUGCUCCCGAGUUGGAUCUACAUAGCGUCCCGUACACGACAGCUCCACCACAGAGCCGAAUACCUCUGUUCAACAAGUCCAGCGGUGUGACAGCAAAGCAAAGCAAAGUCAACCCGCCUCCAGAUCGUCUGCGGUCUUUGUCUUAUGAUGAGGCCGCACCCGGGAAGCCGCCUGAGCUGGGAGACCGACCUCACCGGGGGAAUGGUCCUGUUAAGCUUCAGACAAGUCGUCGCCUGAGCUCUGGGGAACUGCUGGUCACGGAACAAGACUACGAUCGCACACUGGAAGACAUCAAACAGGGCGAGUAUAUCGUCGGUGGCAAGGAACGAAGGACUUCCCACACCUCCUCACAGCAAAAGUCAUCCACGGAGCCGCCCCAUGCCAAGUUCAUCUCGACUGCUCCCAAUUCCCCUCGGGAUCAAGUCUUCUUUUCCAGUCCCAUCUGGCAGCCUCCAUCUGUACUUAGUGAUAUGGCACCACCCACGUCUUCCAGCUGGGCCUCAAGCAGCUUCGGCCCCCAAGAACGUUCACAGUCCGCCCAGGAGUUUCAUUCUCACGUUCUCAGCCCUGGUUCGAGCCACCACGGGCUCGGCAUCUCCAGCCCAGCCCAGUCAUUCUUCUCGCCCUACAUGGCGUCAACCACGUCCCUCCUCGAGCCCCAUGAGGAACAGAACCCAACGAUCCAAGCGCUGUGGAAGGCUGAAUACGGCCGGCUAGUCUCCAUAUACGGACAAGCGGGCGUCGACCGGACCAUAGGGGAGCUCAACAGAGACCGAGCUCAGGCGCUUGGGCCACCGCCGUUGCUCUCCACCCGCGACAGCCCUUACUCUGCGUCGUCAAUGUCACUGAGCCAAAUCAUUCAGCGGCCGCCAGAAUCAGUGAGACGUGGCCUAGGAAUCAAGGCCUCCGGAUCGACGCCCAACCUCGACCUCGCCUAUAUGGACGAACACUCUGAUCGCUCGUCUCACGCCAGAUAUUCGCACCUUUCUUCGAGCGGGGCGUCAUCUUCCUUUACGACGCGGACGAGCAUCGCCGAAGACCCCAGCAUCAGCAGAGACGAUAUUCGAAAGAUUGUAGACGAAAUGCGCACAACCUAUCUUCAUGCCAUCGAAGCUCAUACUCCUACCAAGCCUCUGCCUGAUGUGCCGGUCAAGAAGUCUCGAUCCAAGAAGCAGACUCCUUCGCUCGUGUCGUAUGCCUCUGUAGAUAGCAGUCUAAGAUCAGCAAGUCGGCAGUCAACUACGCGCACUAAAUCAUGGCAAUCAUCGACGACUCUUACGACGACCCCACGGACAUCUGUCUCGUCGCCUGUGAUCAGAUCGAAACGGACAAGCUCCGCAACGAGUCGACGAACCUCGGGGCAACCUGUAGCCGGCAUUGCUACACUGCCAGCCAUUCAAGCCAGCCCGGCCAAAUCGCACAGAAGCGGGACGAGGAAGCAGAAUGAUGGUGAUGUGGGCUUGAAACGCGCCGACUCCACCACAUUGGGCGUCAUGGCUCGAAAGCUGACGAUCCUCGACGACCGCCAGUCGAGCACCUCGUCGCAGCCCACCGUUGGAUCGCCUCCUACAAUCUACAACUCAUCGAGGUCCGGUUCGGAUUCGUGUUCUGAGGAGAGUCGUCCAUCAGUGUCGCCUCCACUCUCGCCCGCCAAACCCUCGUCUGUGCAGCACACUCCCGAGAAACACAAGCCAGCGAUACGCGAAAUUUCACCCCUCUCAAAGCAAUCGUGGCAGAUCGACGUCGACCAGAUCCUGCCGGACGAGGAGCUCGAGUUGGCCCUGGACAUUGACGAUUUCGAAGCGUUGUGCGACGGCCUCUUCAACACGCCGGCCAUGGAGGCGGAACCGCAAUUCAACGUGCUCCGAACAUGGAGUGGCGACGGGAAAGCAGAAGACGGUGAUGAUGUCCUCGGCAGUGAUGACGGUGAUACGAUCGCCAUCGACAGUCCCACAUUAUUGAAGAUGCCGCCAGUCUCGAUCGACCAGAGGGGUCUUAGUCUGACUGGACUUCCCACGAUGAUAUGA
Molecule: messenger RNA, 2091 nt
Organism: Fonsecaea multimorphosa CBS 102226
Lineage: Eukaryota; Fungi; Ascomycota; Eurotiomycetes; Chaetothyriales; Herpotrichiellaceae
Exons: 1
Coding region: 1-2091 (696 amino acids)
Source: RefSeq, a predicted model, not a curated record